Lynx canadensis (Canada lynx) is the source of this 1554-nucleotide messenger RNA. Its product is annotated as 2'-5'-oligoadenylate synthase 3-like. Gene Ontology annotation, cellular component: cytosol; nucleoplasm; membrane. The record is from RefSeq and is a predicted model, not a curated record. Gene Ontology annotation, molecular function: 2'-5'-oligoadenylate synthetase activity; double-stranded RNA binding. Gene Ontology annotation, biological process: regulation of ribonuclease activity. Lineage: Eukaryota; Metazoa; Chordata; Mammalia; Carnivora; Felidae. The coding region runs from base 96 to 1472 and encodes 458 amino acids. The transcript has 9 exons.
CAGUUUCAGGAGAAACCCACAGGAGAUUGGAAUCGCCAACGUCUUCCUGACUGUGUCUCUUGUAGGUUCCAGAUCUAAUACUUCAUUGAGAAAGGAUGUGGACUCUCAAAUACUACAACUGUGAGUGCUGUGGGAGUGAUUUUGUCAGCUGCAAGGCUCUGAAGUAUCACUUUCAACAGAAGCAUUUUGGAAAAGUUCACUAUGAAAAAUUUGGCCAAGAAGUCCUGAGGGAGAAGCUCCAAGAUCACAGUAAGUCUUUACAUGACAGGUCAGCCAUGGAGACACACAAGCUCAACUGGGAAAAUCUAGAAGAAAGGAAUAUAAAGCAUAUGGCUGCAGAAAUAUCAAAAACCUGCAGGAUGUGUUCUAGGCACUUUGGAACCGUCCUUAGUCGGGAGAAGCAUGAAAUACAAGAACAUCACUUCACAGCCAGAAAAAGAGCCCAAAUGUCUACAGGAUUUUCACCUCAUAAUAUGUUGGAGUGUAAAAGUCCCCAAGAGCUACAGAGAUUUGCAGAUAAAAAUAUCCGCCCUGCCUCUGGUCAUCUGAGCACUGCAUGUGUGGCUGAAAUUGGGGCCCUGUUCAAGUUGAUCCAGGAUUGCUUUCCGGUGCCGGCCUCCCGAGUGAUCCAGGGUGGUUCUUAUAUAAAGGGGACUGACACCCAAGGAUGCUCAGAGAUUGACAUCGUGUUGUUCAGUGAUGUGUUUGCCAAUGUGAACCAUUGCAAAAAACAACUGAGAGAAGCGCUGGAUGCUCUGAGGGAAAACUUAAAGCAAACAUCACGUGGAAACAGGAUCCUAAUGGGAAAGAGAGCACCAUUGUCUUUAAGAUUCAAUUUUUUAUGUACUGAAGGUCUUCACAAUCAUUCUUUUGAGAUCAUGGCCUGCUAUGAUGUCCUGGGGCAUGCACCCUCCACAGAUUUAAAACACCUUUACCGCAAACUGUACCUCUGUAACGACAGUGACUCAGCACAGCUGUGUGCCUUGGCCCUCUUGCCGUACCAAGUGGAUUUUGUCAAGGCAUCUGUGGUGAGGGUGAAGGAGCUCAUUCGUUUAACGAUACAUUGGUUCAAGACGUCAUUUGCCAGGUCCACCGAGGAAAAUAAAUUCCGCAGACUUCCCUCCUCUUACACAGUGGAGCUCCUCACAAUUCACAUCUGGGAACUGGCAGGAAAGCCGCUGUUGUUCAGCCUGGUGCAGGGAAUGAGGGCAGUCCUCAAACUUCUGGUUCGAUACACAGAAAUUGAUGUCGUUUGGCACAGACACUACCAUCCCAAGUUCCCCAUUUUUGUAAAGGUUAACCAGAAACACACCAGGCCGUUCAUUUUAGACCCCGUAAAUCCUACUGUCAACGUGUGUGACACCUGCAAUGCCUGGGACGAGGUUGCCCUGGUGGCGAGGCAUAGCCUGUUGAAGCCUCUUUUCAGCAGAGUAAGAGCUGAGCCCCCUUGGCUUUUCACAAACAACUGGUAAACUGGACAAGGAGCUACUCUCCUCAGAUUUUUUUUUUAAUUUUUAAAAUGUUUUUUAUUUUAUUUUUGAGACAGAGACAGAG